Moneuplotes crassus is the source of this 3176-nucleotide messenger RNA. The record is from the annotation of a GenBank genome assembly. Lineage: Eukaryota; Ciliophora; Spirotrichea; Euplotida; Euplotidae.
GUAAAUAAAAAUGAACCCCAAUAAGAAAGUCAGAGACAUUGAAGAGACUUCAGACAUCGAUUCAGAGCUACUCUAUGAUAUAAUGAGUCCUACUCAGAAUGAUAAUUACCUCAUUAGUUCUAAAUACAAAAGAGAUUCUAGUUUCAUCAAGUCUAAUGAAGGAGGUGAAAAUAUGAGUGGAAGGAAGGAUUUCAUUCCGCCAACGAGGAAACAGUACUUGAAGCCUCCUGAAGGAUUCACCAAGCUGAGUAGCGUUCAAGAGGAAUCAGAGAGCAAAUCUGGCCUGAGCAAUCAGAAAAACUUCCUUUGUAAUAAAGAUAUUGACAACCUCGCUCUGAGUAUGAUGAAAAUGUGUAUUGAGAAUAAUGAGAAAUAGAAUUUUUGAGCUCCAGAAUGAAAACAAAGAUAAGAAUAAGAUUAUUCAAGAGCUUAUCUAUAAACUAAUGCACUGCAGCUGUGGAUGAGGAGCCAUACAGAAAGAUAAGGUGCUAAAUCCUUCUAUGGUUUGAAUCACCCCAGUGAAAUCUAUCAAAAAGUCAGAGAAACAGAAUUUCGAUUUUAGAAGGGAUGAACAAGAGCAGACUAUUAUGAAAGAGAAAUAUAAGAAAAUGAUUCAGUCUAAUGAAUUCACUGAUGAGCCUAUAGAUUUAGAACCAGAUAUGCCAUCUGUGGUCAAGGGUAGCACCACCUUCAGAGUUGGGAAAGAUACUCCAGCUCGAGUCGAGAGUAAUUUUUGUUUUGGUGGAGGAAACGUCAGGAUUAGAGCAAAGGCUUUAAAUAUGGAGAAAGUUAGCAAACUAUUCGACGAAAUUGAUGAUGACUUGAAACCAUAUGAUGGAGAAGUUGAUCAAAAAGAUCUAGAGACUCUUGAGCCUGCCAAUAGUAAAGCUUCUCCAAAGAAAUUAAGCCCUAGCUCAAAGUCUUCUUCAAAGAACAAGAGAAGAAAGGCAAAGCAAAAUGACUUUAAGUUUGUUAAUAAGCCUGUUCUCAAUGAAGAUGCUAGCUUUGCACUUUUGGGAAAGAAGAGAAAGAUGGAAAUAGAUGAAAACGAGGAUAACUCAUCUUAUGAAGGGAAAAGGAGCAAUACAUCUAAAGAUAACUCAGAGGCUAUUGUUAAUAUCUAUAAAAUUGCGAACCUUAAAGAUAUCAUAUCCAACUGAAAGGAGACUGAAAUCACUCCCAAGCACCCAGAGUUCAAUUAUCCUGUCUGAAAUUUGCUAGAACAGAAGAUGAAAGCUACUUGAAUAUGAAGAAUAGGACUUAAUAUCCUCAAAACAGACAAAGCCAUUAUUAAUUGAUUGAUUUGUCAAGGAAAAGGGGAGCUGGAAAUGAACCAAUCCUCCAAAUCUCAUCUAGAGAGAAGCCAACUUGUCAAAGUCAUAAUCCAGUGAUUAGAAGAAUACAAAUAUGAAGAUAGUCUUACUGAAGAUUGGAUUGUAAACCAACUUCAACAUAUAUUCAGAGUUUCAGAAAAUCUUUCUCUUGACUAUAUCCUUACUCAAAUUUAUCUCCGCCAUUCAAAUGAAAUGAAUAGAGGAAAACUAGCACCUCUAAUUUUAUCAAGAUGCCUAGUUAAGGACGAAUGCAUAUCCAAAUGCAUGAAUUUAUGGGUUAUUGAUAUCCAGCAUUGAAAUGAAGAAAUGACAAUCCUUAGACUUUCUGAUUAUUUCUAUUCUAUCAACAUAAUUUUCAAGCCAAAACAAUUCCCUGAUGACCAGUACUUUUUGUCUAAAAUACAUGAAGGGAGAUUCAAAGUUGGAACUAAAGUAAAAUGUCAGAACAUUGUUCCUUGAGAUAUUCCACUUGAGAAUGCACAAGAGUAUACAAAUCCAGUUGUCAAUGCUCAAAGUAGAGACACUUUCAAGCUAUGAUACAAUUCUUGUGAAAUCUUAGCUCUGGAUGAUCAAAUUGGUGAAUGAGAAGGUGCUCUUUACAAAUCAAUUGGCUCACUCAAGCAAUUAGGUGGAGCUACUUGUAACCUAAAAGCUACAAUCUUGGAUAUCCUGCCCACAUUCUACUUCGGAAUGAAAGGAAGCUACAGCAGGAAUACUCAUGAGUUCAUACAGUCUGAUAUUUAUUCGAAAAUUCAUGAUGAAAUCCAAGGUCUCGAAGAAAACAGUGAAAGAAAUGCAGACCUAAAUCUUCAAGAAAUUGAACAAAUUGUUAAGGAGAAGCAUAAAUAUGACCCAGCUCGAUCCUGCUUUGGGCUGAUUUUGAAGAAUUUUGGCGAUCAGGAAGUAGAAGACCCAAAGACAAUGCUGGUUUUAAUCUCUGAUUGGCCAGAAGAGAAGAUUUAUGAACUCAAAUCUGGAGAUGUUUUAGAUUUAAAUUAUCUUAUUUCUGAUCAAUAUGGAGCUAAUUCGUAUCCAUAUAACCUAGUUUUUAAGAUGAAUAAGAGUUCCGCCCUUUCUAAAAUUGAACUAAGUGGUGAAUCUGAGGAUAUUAAAGACUUUGGGAUUAAAGAGUAUUAUCCUGAAUUCAAAAGUAGUCAAGCUUCAUUUCAUGAGGAGAAUGACUUCGAAUACACCCCUUCAAAAUUUAUUAAUAUCACAGGAGUAGUUAUUAAGAUAUUCCAAUGAAAUGAGCCUAGAAAUUCAGCAAAGGAGAAAGAACUAAGAAGCUUAAUUAUAAUAACCAGCUGAUUAACACUUGUGAGUGUGAAUAUUCAUUCAAAUUGCUUCAUCUUAAGCAAGUUUCUCAAACAAGGAGAUGUUAUCUAUAUUGAAAAUCUUUGAUAUGAAACUUCUAACCAAUACCAUAAGGAAACUCAGGAAACAGUCUUGCUGAGAAAUAACUUUGAAAAUGAAGAUAAGUCUAAAGAAACAAUAAAUCAGUUUAAAAGUUGAAAUUUCACUACUAUUAAUAAGAGUUCUAAAAGUGAAAUAAUCAGCCAGGAUUUGAAAGAUCUCAAAGACCUGGUCUCUGAGUAUGCUAAAGAUUUGCAAAGUGGGGCUUAUAAGGAGAAAAUUAGAUCUAAUUCAAGAAGAAAGAGCUCAAAGAAAACUACAAGAAGAAGCAGAGUUUCUUCUCUAAAGUUGGAAUCAUCACAAGAUUCUGAUAAAUUCCAUAACUUAUUGAAGCUAUGCGAAGACAUGCUGGGCUGAAAGAUAGACACAUUCGAAGUGAAAGAGGUAAAGUCUAAGAAAGGAUCUCAUCGCAAUAAGUUCCUUUAAGAA